This is a messenger RNA of Mycena indigotica, 1677 nucleotides long. RefSeq names its product Dimethylaniline monooxygenase. The transcript has 9 exons. The record is from RefSeq and is a predicted model, not a curated record. Bases 1 to 1677 code for a protein of 558 amino acids. Gene Ontology annotation, molecular function: oxidoreductase activity. Lineage: Eukaryota; Fungi; Basidiomycota; Agaricomycetes; Agaricales; Mycenaceae.
AUGGUUGUGCUCAAACUCGUUCUCGAUGCCUUUCUCCUUGCUGUCGCGACAACAGCUCAGCAAAUACCACUCAAUGGCGAACAACCCAACGAGAAAUGGACACAGUUUCACCAUCCUAUCCGUCGUGUUGCAGUAAUCGGCGCGGGGCCAGCGGGUCUUCAGGCUGCUGCUAAGCUUAUCGAGCAUAACUUCGAGGUUAGAUUGUUCGAUCGAUCUCCAUCCCCUGGAGGAAACUGGUUCUACACGGACGAAACCCCUGUCAGAGAGCCCUACCCCGAUAAGCCAGUCAACGAAGUCCCUGACGUUCCUCAACAACUUCCUGCGGUUCACUACUAUAAGGAUGGCGAAGAUGGUAUCAGCCUCGAAGAUCGCUGGAAAGAGCAUUGGCAGCCGCGUCCGCUUUGGGACUCCCUGCACACUAACUCGCCAGCUGUAAUCACCGAACUUCCUGGAGUCCCAUAUUCGGCCGCGCAGCCCUGGGUUCUGUCCAACCACGUGAUACAGGCCCAUGUUCGGGCCUAUGCGUCGCUGCACAACCUCAACGCAAAUGACGAUACAAAUGUUACCUCCUACGCGACGCGGGCAGAGAGUCUAGAGAAAAUCAAGGAAACACAAACUUGGCGACUCACUCUCCGGAAACUUGAGCGUAUACCGGAGAUUAAGAGCAUCAAGGCGACUUGGUGGACUGAGGAAUUCGAUGCUAUCGUUUCAGCCACUGGUCCAUAUGUCGCACCGCAUGUGCCGACGAUCGACGGAAUUGAUAACUGGAGUCGCGCUAUCCGUGAUGAUGAUGGCUAUAGCAUCUACCAUUCUCAGUCAUACAGGAGACCUCAGAGGUAUCAGAACAAGACUAUUCUUAUUGUUGGGGCUUCUGUGUCGGCUUCUGAGAUUGCUCGAGAUAUUGCACCAUUCACCAAGACCCUCUACACAAGCAUCAGGGUUAGCAGCCACAUUUUCCAUGACAAAUUACUCACUAAUUCUCAGCCUCACGCCAAACUCUCGCCAUUCCAGCUUCGAAGUCGUCUCCGAUUCCCUGAAAUUGCCACCGUUGUUCCCGAAAUCAAGAGUUUCGAGCCACUUGUCGAUCACAAGAAGGGCAUAAAAGACGGCAAGAUUCACCUUGUCAACGGCUCGGUGUUGACCGGAAUCGAUGAGAUAAUUUUGGCCACUGGAUACAUUAGAUCAAAAACCUUCGGCCCCAACUUAACGGCGGACGGUCAACCUGAGGAUUUACACUGGACGGGCCAUUGGAUUCCCGAUCCAACGCUUGCCUUCACUAAUGUCCGCUCAUGGACGAUUGGCAAGUACCAGUCAUAUGCUUUUGCCAAGGUUUGGGAAGGCACCGCUCAUCUUCCUCCCCAAUGGGAGAUGCAGAAAGAUUACGACGACAGAAAGUACCAGUUCAGAGGCCUCUUCAGUAGUCCACAGGCAGAAGCGUUGUUCCGACAAUACGUUGCAUGGCUAAACAACGAAUCGCUCGAGAACGGCGGUCGAUUCGUGGAGCCCUGGCCAUUAGAGAAUCGCGAAAUUUUUGCGUAUUAUUCGGAGGUGGAGUGGAUCAAAGGGUAUACUGGACUGAGGAACUUCACGGACUUCGAGAAUUUGCCCCAGAGUGAGUGGCCUAGUGGUCACGCAGCCGCAUGGGAAUCAAUCGUGUUUGAGGAAGAGGGUUGGUAG